Messenger RNA from Caenorhabditis elegans, 2045 nucleotides. RefSeq names its product Arginine/serine-rich protein PNISR (gene rsy-1). The record is from RefSeq and is marked reviewed. Lineage: Eukaryota; Metazoa; Nematoda; Chromadorea; Rhabditida; Rhabditidae.
AAAAUCACAAAACGAGGGAAAUGGAAGAUUGGACCAACUAUCAUCAGGCACAGCCGGCGGAAAGUGUCGACUGGGCCCAGCUGGCCCAACAAUGGAUGGCGAUGCGCGACACAGACGAUCGUCGAGCCGGAAAUUCACACGAUUUCGCUCAAAAUCAUCAGCUCCCGUGGCAUCAGCCACGUCAUCCGGGCCCUCCGGCUCAUCAGGAUUGGGGCGAUUGGUCCGCGAAUCGGGACGAGCAGUGGAGAGGGCCGCCUGGGCCUUCUGGGCCGUCCGGGCCCCCCGUAUAUCAUAAUCAAGGCCCGCCUCGUGGAUAUCCACCACCACCGCCACAGGGAGCAGACACGUGGCGUGGAGCUCCUCCACCAGCUCACCACGGACACUUUGGACCGCCUGGACAUCAUUUCCAAGGCCCACCACAACAUUUUCCGCCAGGGCCACCAAGGCCGCACUUUCCAGGCCCCCCAGGCCCACAUAGACCUCCAGAGCACUACCCAGGGCCUCCAAGACCUCAGGCUCCAGCGGCACCACCACCGAAAAGCCUAUUCCCGUCGGCCCAAAAGCCUAAGCCACUUUUUGCGGCGGCUUCAAGUGCUCCAAGCUUCUUCGGAGCACCUCAACGUCCACCACCGCAGCUGCACUUUUUCCAGGAGAGCCCCUCGGUCCAGCACGAUUUUCAGCAGCCCGAUUUCCAGCCCGAUUUCCAGCCCGAAAACUACCAAAAUUCCCCGGAACCCCCGGCCCAAGCUGGCCCGAAAGGUGUGCCUCCACCGGCUCCACUAAUGGCUUCAGGGCCCACAAACCCGUAUGCAAUGAACAAAGAGGCCCGGAAAAAACUGCCGGCCUGGAUCCUGGAAGGCCUUGAAAAGGCCGAACGGGAGAAGCAAAAGCAGUGGGAAAAAGAGGAAAAGCUGAAGAAAGCGGAAGAAGAAAAAGCCCGGCGAAGAGCCGAAGCUGGAAAGAGCAAAUUUGACUCUUCGUCGGAUGAAGAGAGCCCGGAAAAUGAGAAAUUUCCUGUUGGUAAUGGAAAAUCUGAAUAUCAGGAAGAUGAUAAUGAUUCGGAAGACGAUUUGGAGGAGAGACGAGAGCAAUUUAUACGCUGUGUGAAAACUCUAAUGAUGAACGUGCUCCUCGAGUCUUCGAAUGACGUCAUCAUGCGUAUAAUACAAGAAGAGCUCCGUGAGCACGAAAAACUUCAAUUUGAACGGAAAAAAUUGGCAACUGCGCCGAAAAUCAUCGGCAACAGCUCAGCGUUGGCGGCUCUCGCGGCUUUUGGAGACGGUGAGGAUAGUGACAACAGCAGUGACGAUGGAGUUGGCGACGACAUGGAGCCACGGCAGGAGAGCAGUGGCUCGGCGGAGCUAAAUGGAGCAUCAGGGGCAGCAGAAGCAGGAACACCAGAAGCUGGUGGUGGAGAGUUCAAGGCUCCCGUGGGUAUCCCUCGAAAGUUUAGUGUUAAGACAGAUGAUGUCAAACCAUCAGUUAAUGAUGAUGGUGAAGGUGUUGAUGAUUUACACGUUCCAGAUUCAAAAAACGGCGAUAAUAAAAAAUCGGAAAAAUCGUCGUCGGAAAAGAAGAGAGAACGAGAGAUGAGAGACGAUGAGAAGGAGAGAAAAUCGAGUAAAAAGAGCAAAAAACGAUCGAAAAGUCGUGAAAAAGAGCAAUCUUCAUCACGACAUAAUCACCGAUCGAGAAGCCGAUCUUCGGAACGGGAUCGCCGUCGAAAACGGUCGAGAAGUUCGGAACGUCGGAGGGAUCGGGGGGACAGGGAUCGGCAUAGUCGACGUUGAUUUUUAUUGAUUUUAACGAUAAAUUAUUGAUUUUUCCGAUUUUUACCGCCGAUUUUUUCCACCAAUUUCUUGCUCCAAAUUCUCAUUGUUCAAAGCCGCCCGUUUUUCUGGAAAACUCCCAAAAAAUUAUUUUUUUGUAUUACCUAUGAUGACAUUUUCCCAUUGAUUUUUUUUUGCUUAAUGUAUUUUGAAGUUUUGUUUUUUCGUUUUUGGUUUCAGCAUAUUUCAGAAUCGCACAAUAAAUUCUAAUUUCGC